GUAGGGGAAACACUGUGUAUAAAUUUGGCACAUCUUUAUGUUAAAUAAAUGUGUGGGACGUUAAACUGCAAAAAGUACCACCACACCGCCGACGUCUUUUUACCUUGUUUAUCCAAAUGAGCUUCUCUUCCAGAUGAUAGUGGCUGCUCAGCUGUCCCUUUCUUCACCCCCACUUCAGUGCUUAUUGCUUCCACGAUACACCAAAGCAGUAGCAUGUGGUGUGCUCCGCUAACCGAGUUUAAUAAACAUAAGGAUAUACUGAUAUUAUACAGAUUACUAACUUUUGGGCGUCACAAUACACAUCUCAUUGACAUUUUAGGCGUACUACUAAUCUGCUUAUCAAAUUGCGGGCGUAAGUAAACUUCCGUACAGUACAGAAAAGCCAGCCGCUGGACAAAUGUUCACGCACGUGAUCUAAAGCCCCAGUGAUGAUGAUAUCUUGAUCUUGAUGACAUCUGGUAAUAUCGUGCAGCCUUAAUUAUUAGUAUUUCUUAUUUAAAAUCCACAUAAUAAGCUUAUCGGCCAUAGGUAUCAGUUUUAUUAUGUCAUUUGUUUUGUUUGGCGUCAGUUACUAAGUUUUGGAGUUAUACUCCUUUAACUAGUUUUCCCAUUGGAUUUGUGCAUUAUAGUACGCAGUUUAAGUGAAUGCGAAGUUUUUCAAAAUGUAUUAGUCGCGUUGUAGCAGGACUGACUGUAGUUAGGUAUCUGACUGAUCAGCUGGAAAUUCUGUGCUGGCAUAACUUGAGUGGGGUGAUGUCUAUUACUCACAGGCCUGUGGUUUCAGGUUUACAAGGGCAAACAGUGUGAGACAUACAUUGAUGCCAGGAGAGAAUCACACUCCAACUGGAUGAGGUAUGUGAACUGUGCCCGUGAUGAGGAGGAGCAGAACCUGGUGGCCUUCCAGCACAAAGGGAACAUCUUAUAUCGCUGCUGCAAGCCCAUUGCCCCCAGGCAGGAGCUCCUGGUAUGGUACGGGGAAGAUUAUGCCAAGGAUCUGGGCAUCACCUUUGACUGCUCUUCAAAAGCAAGGAGAGCGGUGGAAUCCUACCAAGGAUUCCCAUGUUCUCAGUGUCCCUUGUCCUUCGCAGUGGAGAUUUACCUGCAGAGACACAUCAAAAGAUCUCACCCUGAGGAGUACUUCACAUAGCUGAUGGCUGUGU
Paramormyrops kingsleyae is the source of this 1160-nucleotide messenger RNA. The record is from RefSeq and is a predicted model, not a curated record. NCBI's taxonomy places the organism in Eukaryota, Metazoa, Chordata, Actinopteri, Osteoglossiformes, Mormyridae.